Molecule: messenger RNA, 730 nt
Organism: Sphaeramia orbicularis (orbiculate cardinalfish)
Lineage: Eukaryota; Metazoa; Chordata; Actinopteri; Kurtiformes; Apogonidae
Product: placenta-specific protein 9-like
Exons: 3
Coding region: 201-503 (100 amino acids)
Source: RefSeq, a predicted model, not a curated record
UUAGGAAACUGUGCGCAACCAAGUCAAGGAGAGAAGGAUUAGCGAGUAAGAGAGCGAACACAGGGCAAAGAGAGUGGAAGGAGGAGUUGUGGAGGGAAGGGGAUACUUUAGUUUCCAGUUUGGGUCUAACUACGAGGGGAUUUUCAUUCUGAAUCACAGGUUUUUGUCAUCAGCUGUUAAACCAGGUUUCCCUCUUCACCAUGACCAACCCCUGCACCUCCAGCUUUGGACUUCUCCUCCUGCUGAUUGGCUACACGGCGGCAGGGCCUGAUCCUGACCUGCGACUUCGCACGGUGCGUUCAAGUGCCUGUCAGGAACACACAAACCUCCACAACCGCCUGGAUGUCGUGGAAAAGAAAGUGGAGGACACAGUUGAAAAGCUGGAGGUUGAGCUGGCGACUCUUCUGGAUGUUAUUGAAGACCCUCAGUGGAGCCCCCUGUUGGACCACAUGGGGACGCCUGCAGAGGACAUCCUGGAGGACCCAGACCACCAGACCCCGUAGUGAACAAAGGGACUCUUAAAACCUGGAUUUGAAGCUUUAAAUAUCUAUUUUUACAUGAUUUAAUCACACACUUUAAAAUGUUUAUAUCAUAAAUGAGACGUGUCCUCCUGAGACCCUGGAAAGUAACAGUUUUGGCCAUUUUACAUUCACUGUAAAAAAAAAAAAAAAAAACAUAAAGUAAAUGGUUUUAUUCUGGUAGCAGGGGUGCCGAAAAUACUGUAAAAUAA